UGACUCGGCGGCGGCGGCUCCCGGCGCGCCGGUGGACGCUGGAAGCCAAGAUGGCGGCGGAGCUGGUGGAGGCGAAAAACAUGGUGAUGAGUUUCAGAGUCUCAGAUCUUCAGAUGUUACUGGGCUUUGUUGGCCGGAGUAAGAGUGGACUUAAACACGAGCUGGUCACUAGAGCGUUGCAGCUGGUCCAGUUUGAUUGUAGCCCUGAAGUUUUCAAGAAAAUUAAAGAGCUCUAUGAGACUCGCUAUGCCAAGAAGAGCUCUGAACCGGGGCAACCACAGCAGCACCGACCUCCAGAGGCACUCUCCAUACAUUCUUCCUAUGACCGUGGGAGCACUGGUGCUAGGACUUCUCUUUCCACACCUAACAUUGACUAUCCUGCACUCUAUGGGAAAUACCUUAAUGGACUGGGGAGGUUACCACCCAAAGUUGUAAAGCCUGAAGUUCGGCUGGUGAAACUUCCCUUCUAUACCACCUUGGAUGAACUGCUGAAGCCAACAGAGCUAGUCCCACAGAAUAACGAGAAACUUCAGGAGAGUCCAUGCAUUUUUGCACUGACGCCAAGACAAGUGGAGCUGAUCAGAAAUUCCAGGGAGUUGCAAGCUGGUGUGAAAUCUGUUCAGGUUGUGCUAAGAAUCUGCUACACGGACACUAGUUCCCCACAGGAGGAUCAGUACCCUCCAAACAUCGCAGUAAAAGUGAAUCAUAGUUACUGCUCAGUGCCGGGCUACUAUCCAUCUAACAAGCCUGGAGUGGAACCUAAAAGGCCCUGUCGUCCCAUUAACCUCACGCAUCUCAUGUACCUGUCUGCAGCGACCAAUCGAAUCACGGUUACGUGGGGGAAUUAUGGAAAGAGUUAUUCAGUGGGCCUAUACUUAGUGCGGCAAAUGACCUCCGCAGAAUUGCUGCAGAGGUUGAAAACCAUUGGAAUCAAACAUCCAGAGCUCUGCAAGGCACUCGUAAAAGAGAAAUUGCGUUUGGAUCCAGACAGUGAAAUUGCUACUACAGGUGUUCGAGUCUCUCUCAUCUGCCCGCUGGUGAAGAUGCGUCUGUCUGUCCCAUGCCGGGCUGAGACCUGUGCACACCUACAGUGCUUCGAUGCAGUCUUCUACCUCCAGAUGAAUGAGAAGAAGCCCACUUGGAUGUGUCCUGUGUGUGACAAACCAGCACCCUAUGACCAGCUAAUAAUUGAUGGGCUGCUAUCAAAAAUAUUGACGGAAUGCGAGGAUGCAGAUGAAAUAGAAUACCUGGUGGAUGGAUCCUGGUGUCCAAUCAAAGCUGAGAAAGAGAGAAGCUGCAGCCCUCAGUGUCCAAUAUUGGUACUAGGUUCUUCCGAUGUGAAUGGGCUGUUGCCCACUCCCAAUGGUAAUGGAGAGAACGGCAAGGUCACCGCCGACGUUGUGGAUUUAACACUGGACAGUUCAUCAUCCGAGGAAGAGGAGGAGGAAGACGACGAAGACGACGACGAUGAUGAUGGACCCCAACCGAAACGACGCUGCUCUUACGAGAAAGGUUUAGUUUCUGCCUGCUGACUGCGGAAGUAGCUCUGAAUCUCAGAAUGGACAGACUUGAAUACUCUGGUGCUUACUAAACUGGAGAGGAGGGGAAUUUCUCCUUCGCCUCACUUCCCUUCCUCCCUGGUCUCCUUUUGACGU
Molecule: messenger RNA, 1655 nt
Organism: Emys orbicularis (European pond turtle)
Lineage: Eukaryota; Metazoa; Chordata; Testudines; Emydidae
Gene: PIAS4
Product: protein inhibitor of activated STAT 4
Exons: 11
Coding region: 51-1532 (493 amino acids)
Biological process (GO): protein sumoylation; regulation of transcription by RNA polymerase II
Cellular component (GO): chromatin
Molecular function (GO): zinc ion binding; SUMO ligase activity; transcription coregulator activity
Source: RefSeq, a predicted model, not a curated record